AGCGGGAUCCGUUAUUAUAAGGUAUCUGGUGUUCUUCAAACCUAACACAAAUGUGACAGAAAAUGGUAACUCAUUAUUUGAAAAUUUGGAGAAUACGCUGAAUAGAACAAGUAAUGGUGCGUUCCUGGGACCAUAUAGCAUCAAUACUUCACGAUUUAGACAAGCUGCAGGUAAUAUUUUUAUAACGUGUUGUGUUGUGUUGUGUUGUGUUCGAAUGCAUAUUAGCGAGGUUCAGAUUUGACUUUUACCACAGUUACCGCUACCAUUCAGGGUCAUUAACCAAUCAGGUGCGUUUGAGAUAUCCGAUUAACCAAUCAGAUGCGUACUAAGACCUACUAAGCCAAUGGGAGGUAGUGGCAGUGGAAGUCACAUUUGAACCUCUCCGAUAUUCUGCACAGAACAAAACCUGGAUUUGUAUAUACAGUAGAAAAUGUUUUAAAUUUUAAUGCUCGUUCUUUUAGAUUACGAUGAAUGCAACCCUUCAAAUCUGAUCCAUAUACCAGAUUGUCAUGAGAACGCGAACUGUACAAAUGUCUUAAGUACCUACACCUGUGUUUGCAAAGAAGGUUAUUAUGGAAAUGGAGCCACGUGUACAGGUAAUCCAAACCCCGAACAAACUAAGAAGCAUUGUUGUUGAAACCUUUAAAAAUUACAAUGUUUCCUACAAUCAUUCCAACCUCAUUUGAAGAUUCCGUUGACGUUUGCCCCGUUCUGGUAACCCUUCGAAGCUUCUUUACAAAAGGCUUUCAACGAUCGUCGGUGGACACAAAAAGAGUUGAGCAUUAGAAAGGAUUCGAUUGUCGUAAAGAAAAGAUCCUGAUUUUCUGAUACUAAACGGUAAUUUCAUAUUGUAACCACAUUUUUUUAUUUUUUAUUUAGCCGUUCCGAUUACGCAAGAACCGAAUCCAACAAAAGGUGAGCACAGACGUGGUUAAAGUGCUGUAUAUCUGAUUUAUUACAAGUGCUAGUCUUUUUAUUUUUAUUAAUAAUAAUUUGCAAGGAAAAUUAGAUCACUAUCACCACUAUCGUCAUCAUUGUCACUAUCAUCAUCACCAUCAUUAUCAUCACUAUCUUCAUCGUCAUUAUAUAUCACUAUCAUUAUCAUCAUCAUAAUCAUCGUCACUAUCAUCACCAUCAUUAUCAUCACUAUCGUCAUUAUAUAUCACCAUCAUUAUCAUCACCAUAAUUAUCGUCAUCAUCGUCACUAUCAUCAUCAUCAUUAUCAUCACUAUCGUCAUUAUAUAUCACCAUCAUUAUCAUCACCAUAAUUAUCGUCAUCGUCGUCACUAUCAUCACCAUCAUUAUCAUCACUAUCGUCAUUAUAUAUCACCAUCAUUAUCAUCACCAUAAUUAUCGUCAUCAUCGUCACUAUCAUCAUCAUCAUUAUCAUCACUAUCGUCAUUAUAUAUCACCAUCAUUAUCAUCACCAUAAUUAUCGUCAUCGUCACUAACAUCACCAUCAUUAUCAUCACUAUCGUCAUCGUCAUUAUAUAUCAUCAUCAUUAUCAUCACCAUAGUUAUCGUCAUCAUCGUCACUAUCAUCACCAUUAUUAUCAUCACUGUCGUCAUCGUCAUUAUAUAUCACCAUCAUUAUCAUCACCGUAAUUAUCGUCAUCAUCAUAGCUAUCUUUAUAACUUUAUUAACGCGUCAAACCUUCUAGCAAUUCACCAAUUAGACUUUCGCAAAGUCCUUCGUCUUUACUUCAAACCGAAAGAAUUUUCGAGGAAGUACUUUACAAAAGAGUAAGGACUUUUCCAAUUUGUAGCAUAUUUUACCGACCCAAAAACGAGUCGGUAAUGCUGAUCUAUAUAUAAUACGUGAUCGAUUCGUUGAUGAUCUCUUCGUUGAUGAUCUCUCGGGAAACGUAAUAAGCAAAAUGUCAAUUAAAGUGUCGUACUCGGUUAUUAUUUCAUAUUUUAAUACCUAUAAUUAGAAGUUUCGUGUUUAAAACUUUACAUAAUGUAAAUAUGCAAUCUCGUACCGCAGGCCUUAAAAUAUCAUUUAAAGGGCCGUCUGACAAAAUGUCCGAUGACGUUGAGUUUGGGUCGGACAUAUGUCCGAUGACCUUCAGUUCAGUUUUGACUCGGAAAUAAGUCUGAAUGACACAAAUGAAUAUCAGCACAAUGUAUUAAUUCUGAACGGUAAAUGCUGUGAAGAUAUUAAGUAAUGUGUUUCUUUCAUACUUAUUUCCAAGCCAAAAUUAAGUUGCUUUCCAGAACAACAGUAUUAAAAAGACUUAAGCCCGUUUUCCACUUCACCAUUUCGCUCGCCACCCCGCGCUCGACUACGUUAAAACAAUAUCUCCAGUUCACCUUCUAUACAAUAGUAUUCUGAUUUUCCAUUUAACAUAUACAAGCCUCUAGUCCUGGACUAGGAUACAUUUUGAUUUACGAUGGACAAAGCUACAGUUCGGUCGGACACAAAUACACUUAGGUCAGACAAACAAUAAACCUCAGUUUCACUUAGGUCGGACAGAAUGUCCGGUGGUUUCCUCUCUACGUCGGACAAUUUCACGAAUGGGUCGGACAAUGUCCGUGACCGACCGAUAUUUUCGUUGAACGAUGGCUCUGGGUACGAGAUUGGUAAAUAUGCAGAAGGCUGUUGGAAAAGCAAGCCAGUCUGCUGGCUACUCAGAAUUAAAAGAUUAUUAAUGACAGACGCUUGAAGUCUUUUUCGUUUCGGCGCCGACAGGAACUUGAAAAUGUAUAACAUGACUUAACCUGCUAACGUCCCGAUGUAUAUAUUGUAGUCGCCCCAUUGAUUACGCACUUAUUCAUGUAUUAAUAUAGAUGAGGAGCAGCCGAAAUAAAUCUGUACUCAGGCAUACUCUAUUAGCAAACUCUCGCCCUGUGUUAAUAUUCUUCUGCAGUUUUGGCGCGAAACGCAAAUGAAAAACAUGCUAGCGAGACAAGUCGACCUCCCGCUUGCGACUUCGUCGAGGGUCCGACUUGAGUCACGGCUGGUAAUCGAGCCUACUUGUCGCUCGCAGCUCGCUCUCGUCUUGUUUUGCUUUUGCUCGGUGGAGGUCGACUUGGAGCAAGUCUAUUCACCAAUAUGAAAUUACUAAAUUGAGGAAAUUAAAUAUACUUGAAUAUGGAUUACUCUGGAUAAGGAAAUAUCUAACUUCAUUACGUUAUGUUUUCCAGAUGACCUUUGGUGGCUGGUCUAUGCUAUCGUAUUCGGUAUCGCUUUCUUGAUUAUUGCCAUGAUCAUCCUGUUCUUAUGCUGCUUAGAAAAUGCCGAGGAAAACAAGUAUGUUAAUUUGUUUGAGGAUACCAAUAGAUGUGAUGCCGAGGCAGUUCCUCUAUAAAUUCUAUAUCCAUCCACAACUCUUCAAAACAUUUAACGAUGCUUCAAAACUGCCACAUUUUUUACCAGAUUUCGGAAACAUACUUUAAUUUGUACAAUUUGACGAAAUAUUUCGUUUGCUCAUACCAGAUACAUGAAACCGGAGGAAUACGGAUAACCGUACGAAUUACCGUAUGAUCAAGUGGAACCGAACGAAUUUGUGUACGGUACUGCGGUUCCGAAUUCCUCUGGUCUCGUGUUAACGAAAUCUGAAACGUUGUCGUAGAACCAAAUUGAUCAACAUGUUCUUCUCUGAAAAGGCAAGAAAGGGCCUUCGCUGAUAACCUCACAAAUACGUCACGUGACUGGAUGAAAUUGAGAAUAGUGGGAUUUUGAAAACAAUGAAAGGAUUAUGCUAAGUGUUAUCCAAGGUCCUCAAUAGGUCGGAAUUACAGUCCCUCGUCAUAUGACUGGACAAAUUGAUUCCAAUUUUUUAUUCUACUGUAGGUACAUGGUGGAGAAUACAACUCUGGUCAGUGAUAGAAAUAGAUAUUUCUUUAAUAAUGAAUCUGUGGGUAUCGUGAACCCAGAUAUAGAGAUGUCUCCAACAGGCAAUGGUGCACGCGAACAUGCUGUAUACACAACCAGCCCAGCUCAUUCGAGAAUGGAAUCUUACAAAGUCAAUCCAAUGUUCCAUGAAACUAAAUCUCAUACUGAGCAAUCAAGCAUGGGUGGAAAGAGCAGCAUUAGUAAUGGACAAGAAGUAAGUUACUUAGAGCUAUAUAGCGGGUAGUGUAUCACUCCAAAGUAUCUCGUGCGCUUCUCGGAAAUGUAUAAAACACUCUUUACACGUUCCCUAAAACUCACAACUUGCUGAUUUUUAAAGAAUUAUUCUUGACAAAUAUGAAUUCCCCAAGCACAGUCUCGUACCCAGAGCAUGCCCGUUCGCAGGUUAGAGUUGGGCAAACGAGAUUGCAACAGAUCACUAUCACUUGACCUUAAUAAGAAAUAUAACAUGACGCUUCCAACAUGCACGCUACAAAUUCCAUCAAAAUCCCGUAAUACCAUAAAUCAUAAUAUUUCUAAAACCGUCUCAAGAGACCUCUGAAAGGUUUAAAGGUCUUUAAAAAAUAUCUGGGAAAAUCUGAACAUGGUGAGCUUGAACAAGUUUUUUAAUCCCUAUAUUAGAGGCCUUACUAUUUGGACGGCAACGGCUACCAAUACAAUAAAGAAUUGAAAAAUUACAAUAUAUGAAUAAUAAAAUAACAACGCCAAAUCACAGAUUUUCAUGUCAUGAUAGAACGGCUGCAUUUCAAGCCACAACAAGUGCAACUUCAAACUGGGUUCAGUGGAACUCUUCCCAACCAUAAAAGCUAUGUCUUCAACUUCUAAGACGGUAUUACAUUCAUACGAUUAAUAAUAUACGACGAAUUAUCUUUACUACGAUUUAUUUGGAGUUUUUUGGCCGUCGUCGGCGUUGCCGUCCUAAAAUCGUAAGGUCUCUAUUCUGUGUUUUUAACUUGUAAUGUCAUUUUGAAAAACCCAUUGUAGUAAGUUAUGUUGUCUCUCUGGCUCACAUCAAUAUAUUGUUUUAUAGGGUUAUGUAGCACUUUGA
Paramuricea clavata is the source of this 4904-nucleotide messenger RNA. NCBI's taxonomy places the organism in Eukaryota, Metazoa, Cnidaria, Anthozoa, Malacalcyonacea, Plexauridae. The record is from the annotation of a GenBank genome assembly.